Molecule: messenger RNA, 600 nt
Organism: Manihot esculenta (cassava)
Lineage: Eukaryota; Viridiplantae; Streptophyta; Magnoliopsida; Malpighiales; Euphorbiaceae
Exons: 1
Coding region: 164-388 (74 amino acids)
Source: RefSeq, a predicted model, not a curated record
AGUUUCUUAGCAGAUUGAAGUUGGCCUUUGGUUGAACCGUGCAAGCUAUCUUCUCUAUUUCUCUCUUAUUUCUGUCUCUACAGUUCUCACUAAUCUCUUCUUUUCUUUUCGUCCUUUGGAGCCUUAGUCUUGUUGCAGUAAUAUUUUCUUUUCAUCCAACAAUAUGGCUGGGAUUCCUGUAUGUAUCCAAUGUGGAACGACUGCCAACCCUUGUCGAUGCAAGGUGGUCGGCCCAACUCUUGGGUUCUUGGCGUUUGCUGCAGCGGCGAUCGUGGAAUGGCCUGUGGGUGCUUUUGUUUACCUGUUUAGACACAGGAGUGGACGCAGGAUCAUGGCCCAUCCAGCUACCGUUAUUUAUCCUUCGGUCACCACUGCAAUACCCAUUUAAUGCUUUCUUAUGAUCACGCAACCAUCUUCUUCUUCUCUUUUUUUAUUUCCUAAGCAAGCACACGUGUCUUACUUGAGCUUGGGUGUGUUUUAUCAGUGUCUGUUGGUCUUGAAAAUAUGAAAUUUAAUAAUAUUGCUUCGUACAAGCAAUACAAUGAUGCUAUUUUGUUACUUGUCAAAUGAGUUCAAUUAUAAAGUUCAUCUUUUAAAGAA